AUGGCAGCUGCGGAUUUAUUACUGGGGCCUCCACCCAGCUUGGCGGACUUUCGACUUGAAGCCGGGAGGAAGAGGACUGAGCGGGCGGUUGUGGGAGCCUCGAGCCCACAGGCGACAGCCUGAGGCCCCAGGAUGGCCAAGUUUCUUUCCCAGGACCAAAUUAAUGAGUACAAGGAAUGCUUCUCGCUGUAUGACAAGGAGCAGCGGGGGAAGAUAAAAGCUACUGACCUCAUGGUGGUGAUGAGGUGCCUGGGGGCCAGCCCGACACCAGGGGAGGUGCAGCGGCACCUGCAGAUCCACGGGAUCGACAGAGAUGGAGAGCUGGAUUUCUCCAUUUUCCUGACCAUUAUGCACACACAAAUAAAACAAGAGGAUCCAAAGAAAGAAAUUCUUUUGGCCAUGUUGAUGACAGACAAGGAGAAGAAAGGCUACAUCAUGGCGUCUGAGCUACGGUCCAAACUCAUGAAACUGGGGGAGAAGCUCACCCACAAGGAAGUGGAUGAUCUUUUCAGGGAAGCAAAUAUCGAACAAAAUGGUAAAGUGAAGUACGAUGAAUUUAUCCACAAGAUCACCAUUCCUGCGUGGGACUACUGAAUGAAGAGAAUGCCAGAGAGCCUCCCUUGGGCCUGAGAACUCAGACUAAGUUUUUAAAAAGAAAAGGGGUCUUUCAC
Molecule: messenger RNA, 671 nt
Organism: Odobenus rosmarus divergens (Pacific walrus)
Lineage: Eukaryota; Metazoa; Chordata; Mammalia; Carnivora; Odobenidae
Gene: CALML4
Product: calmodulin-like 4
Exons: 5
Cellular component (GO): myosin II complex
Molecular function (GO): calcium ion binding
Source: RefSeq, a predicted model, not a curated record